Molecule: messenger RNA, 848 nt
Organism: Gossypium raimondii (Peruvian cotton)
Lineage: Eukaryota; Viridiplantae; Streptophyta; Magnoliopsida; Malvales; Malvaceae
Product: protein MAIN-LIKE 1-like
Exons: 3
Coding region: 114-848 (244 amino acids)
Source: RefSeq, a predicted model, not a curated record
CCGACACGUCACGGAGCCGUGUACAUCUAAGGUGGCUGCUAAAACUCGUUGAUUUUAGAGGAGCCGUUGAAUUUAGUUGGGGCUCUGCCGUCUUGGAUACAUUGUAUCGGGAGAUGUGCGGGGCGACGCGACCGAGGAGAGCAAACAUCGGAGGUUGCCUGUCACUACUGCAAUCAUGGGCACGGUUUCGCUUUCCAUUUCUACGUCUUCGAGUGAACCACCCAUAUACAUUCCCACUCGUAACAAGGUGGAACCAUCCGGCAAGUUAUCGUGGAUUACCGUCUGAACUUGAAGAUAUACGGCUUCUAUUGGAGCAACGGUCGGAAGCAGAAUUUCAAUGGACACCAUACGAGGAUCCGGCAAUUCGGGCAGUAAUCCCGGAAGAGUUUUUACAAAAUCCAAACGCUUGGCACGCGAAAGUGGUGUUGAUAAACUAUGCAACCGUGGAGCCCCACCAGACAGACAGAGUGCUACGAAAGAUUGGAUGUAGACAACCGAUUCCUGCGGACCCUGAGGUGUUUGACGAUCACCACAAAAUCGACCUUCGGCUAUUAGGUACGGAUUGGCCUAGAUAUUGGUCCGAGUCAACGGAAAUGUGGGAAAAUCGGUAUGAAUAUCUACCUAUUCGGGAACAAAUCAUCAUUCCGGAGUUAGCGUGCGUUCUAGAAUACAUGCCAUGGUUUAGGAUCCAUGGCAAGCCGUAUUUACUUACGCCAGAGGAGAGGCAGCGGCAAAUACGUGUCGGAAAGGAAAGGCGCGGGCCUCUAAAUCCAAGACGACAAGACUACGAAGGCAGCCCCUCAACGAGGCCCAGACAGUCACCCGGUUCAUCAUCAGCGGCCAUGUAA